Helianthus annuus (common sunflower) is the source of this 1870-nucleotide messenger RNA. Its product is annotated as probable arabinosyltransferase ARAD1. NCBI's taxonomy places the organism in Eukaryota, Viridiplantae, Streptophyta, Magnoliopsida, Asterales, Asteraceae. The record is from RefSeq and is a predicted model, not a curated record. Bases 8 to 1474 code for a protein of 488 amino acids. The transcript is spliced from 3 exons. Gene Ontology annotation, molecular function: glycosyltransferase activity.
AUCAAAUAUGCGAUUGCCACAAAGAAACGUUACAUACUUACAUUGUCAUCACCACCAAGCUGAAUCAGUCAUGAUCAAUCAAAGACCCAUCAAACCCAGACCAAACCCAUCAUCUUCCUCAUCAUCCUCUUUCGAUCCCCACAAAUCCGACCAAACCCUAACCAAAAUGGGCAGACGAUCAAUCUUCAAACUAACCCUAGCCACACUCCUCUUCCUCUUCGCUUUCUACACCCUUUUUCACACCCCAAUUCACCCCAAUCCACACACCCAUCUGCACCCACAAACCACCCUUCAAACCCCACAACAAUCCGUCAAAAUCUACAUGUACAAUCUCCCAUCAAGAUUCACCUAUGGCGUCAUCGAAAGCUACGAAAUUUCUCGAGGUGCCAAGGGGUUUGAUGACGUCACAACCCUCAAAUACCCCGGUAAUCAACACGCAGCUGAAUGGCACUUGUUUUGUGAUCUGAAUAAUACAAAAAGAUCCGGGUCGGAUGUGACCAGGGUUUCGGAUCCGGGUCAGGCUGAUUUGUUCUAUGUGCCGUUUUUUUCGUCGUUGAGUUUGGUGGCGAACCCGGUUCGCAAUGGGGUUGCGCCAAAAGAGGGGUAUAGUGAUGAGGAGACACAGGAGGAGUUGGUUAUGUGGUUGGAGGAACAGUUUUAUUGGAAGAGGAAUAAUGGGAGGGAUCAUGUGUUUAUUUGUCAGGAUCCGAAUGCGUUGUAUAAGGUUAUUGAUCGGGUUAAGAAUGCGGUGUUGCUUGUUUCGGAUUUUGGGAGGUUGGGUUCCGAUCAAGCGUCGUUGGUUAAGGAUGUGGUGUUGCCGUAUUCGCAUAGGAUUAAUGCAUAUAAGGGGGAUACGGGUGUGGAGAAUAGGAAGUGGUUGAUGUUUUUUAUGGGGAAUCGGUAUCGAAAGGAGGGAGGAAGAAUUCGUGAUUUGCUGUUUCAGUUACUGGAGGAUGAAAACGAUGUUUUUAUAAAGCAUGGUUCUCAGUCAAGGGAAAGUAGGAGAAUGGCUACACAAGGGAUGCAUACUUCAAAGUUCUGUUUACAUCCAGCUGGCGAUACGCCUUCUGCAUGUCGCCUUUUUGAUGCCAUUGUUAGCUUGUGUGUUCCUGUUAUAAUCAGUGACUAUAUCGAGCUUCCUUUUGAAGAUGUCAUAGACUACAGGAAAAUUGCUGUUUUUGUAGACACCGAGUCAGCUCUAAAGCCAGGAUACUUGGCUAAAUUGCUAAGGGGAGUAAAGAAAGAGCGGAUUUUGGAGUUUCAAACCGAGCUGAAAAAGGUGCAGCACUACUUUGAAUAUGAUAAUCCAGAUGGAGCCGUAAAAGAGAUUUGGCGCCAAGUUUCUUUAAAACUUCCGCUUAUUAAACUUAUGAUCAACCGGGACAAGCGGAUUGUCCAGAGGCAGUUGAGCAAACCCGACUGUUCUUGCGUUUGCUCAAACCAAACAGGGAUCCAAUCAUCAUUAAAAAGAUAAUUACCUCUUCAGGCACUUAAUUUCUGCAUAGAUUUGUAUGUUUCUCAGCUCAUUAGCAUCAGAAACUGCAUCUGUCAACAAGGUUCGUUCGCAAGAUGACGAGGCUAUAUUCUCUCAUUUUGGCUGUCUAAAUUAGUCAUCAAAUUUGAUAAUAUGAGUUUUAGUAGUGCCUCUUGUUCUUUCAUUUGUUAUAGAAGAGAAAACUAUACUAGUUACUAGUUAUAGAAAUGUUCAUGUACUUUUGUUUCAUGGAAGGGUUUUACGAUAUAGGUUUGAGGACGCAUAAUCUUUUUUUUUUUUUUGUAGCUUUUCGGGCCCAGUUAUGUGAUUUAUUUGUUGUAGCUCAUGGGCUUAUAAAAGGUUCUCUUAUCACAACUGGAAAAUUGAUUCUGCGAA